Messenger RNA from Argentina anserina (silverweed cinquefoil), 3383 nucleotides. RefSeq names its product kinesin-like protein KIN-14R. Gene Ontology annotation, molecular function: microtubule binding; microtubule motor activity; ATP binding. The record is from RefSeq and is a predicted model, not a curated record. Bases 36 to 3305 code for a protein of 1089 amino acids. The transcript is spliced from 19 exons. Gene Ontology annotation, biological process: microtubule-based movement. NCBI's taxonomy places the organism in Eukaryota, Viridiplantae, Streptophyta, Magnoliopsida, Rosales, Rosaceae. Gene Ontology annotation, cellular component: microtubule cytoskeleton.
UCUUUGCUCCAAGAAUCAAUCUUUACCCCAAUUCCAUGGAAGCGACCCAACUCGACCCCAUUUUCCAAGACUCCGAUCAAGCCCAACACCCAAACCCAGAUCUCAAAGAUUCUUCAAUGGACGAGGACGACGAGUCGUUGGUUGAUUCCAUGCUCUGCGACCACGGUUCCAGACUCAUUCCUACUGGAUUUACAAAACCCAACUCCACUUCAGGUGAAUGUGUGAUGUUUGUGAAUGCUGGGACUGAGGCUUUGUUUGAGUCGGACUCUGGUGUGACAUUUCUGGGUGACAGUUAUUUUGUGGGAGGGAAUGUAUUGAGAACCAAUGAACAGAUAACUGAUGCUGGGGAUUAUCCUUACAUCUAUCAAUCGGCACGAGUAGGGGAUUGCUGCUACCGGUUCAAUUAUCUUCCUCCCGGGGAGUACUAUAUCGAUUUACAUUUUAUCGAGAUCAUCAACACGAAUGGGCCUAAAGGAAUGAGGGUGUUUAAUGUGUUCAUCCAGGAAGAAAAGGUCUUAUCAGACUUUGAUAUCUUUGCUAUUGCUGGGGCCAAUAAGCCCUUGCAAUUGGUGGAUUCAAGGGUCUCGGUGAAGGAGGAUGGAUUAGUUGUAAUAAGAUUUGAAGGGGUUGUUGGGAGCCCGCUAGUUAGUGGUAUUGGCAUUAGGAGAUCGCCUAGUGAUUCAGUUACAGGAAAGACUGUGGAACUUCUAAAAUGUAACAAGUGUGAUGCUGAAAUAGAAGUACAAGUGUCUUCGGCUCAGAAGAAAUUAAUGCAAAAGAAAUCUACUGCUAAAUAUGAGAAGAAGAUACAAGAGCUUAGUACAAGAUGUGAGCUUAAGGCAAAAGAAUGCUACGAGGCAUGGAUGUCCUUAACCGUAGCAAAUGAACAGCUGGACAAGGUCAGGAUGGAACUAGACAACACAGCAUACAAGACAUUGACUCAAGAUCAAGCCAUGCAGAAACAGGCUGAAGAUAUCAGGAAUCUGUCUAUUAAGUAUGAGCAUGACAAGAACUACUGGGCAUCAGCAGUCAAUGAUUUACAACUGAAAAUAAAGCUGAUGCAAAAGGAGCAUUUGCAACUUUCUCAAUCAGCACAUGCAUGUGCUGAUUCAAUUCCUGAACUGAAUAACAUGAUUUCUGCAGUGCAAGGAUUAGUUGCGGAGUGUGAAGAUCUUAAAAUGAAGUACAAUGAAGAGCAAGUAAAAAGAAAGAAGCUUUUUAAUGAGGUUCAGGAGGCCAAAGGAAAUAUUAGGGUUUUUUGUCGCUGCCGCCCAUUAAGUAAGGAAGAAAUAACGGCUGGGUGUAAAGCAGUGGUAGACUUUGAGGUAGCACAGGAUGGAUGUCUUGGCUUCCUAGCAGGUGGCUCCACUAAGAAAUCCUUCAAGUUUGAUCGAGUUUACACACCAAAAGAUGAUCAAGCCGAUGUUUUUGUGGAUGCUUCUCCAAUGGUGAUUUCAGUUCUAGAUGGUUACAACGUGUGCAUAUUUGCUUACGGGCAAACAGGGACAGGAAAGACAUUUACAAUGGAGGGCACUGAGAAGAAUAGGGGAGUCAACUAUAGGACGCUUGAGCAGUUGUUUGAAAUUGCAAAUGAAAGAAGGGAAACUUUUACGUACGACAUAUCUGUUAGUGUACUGGAAGUUUACAAUGAGCAAAUCAGGGAUUUGUUAGAUACAUCACCACAUCCAUCAAAGAAGUUGGAGAUAAAACAGACUUCGGAAGGGUCUCAUCAUGUUCCAGGAAUAGUAGAAGCAAAAGUCAAAAGUAUUAAGGAAGUGUGGAGAGUACUGCAAGCCGGAAGCAAUGCCAGGGCUGUAGGAAGUAAUAAUGUCAAUGAGCAUAGCAGCCGCUCUCACUGCUUGCUUUGCAUAAUGGUAAAAGCAAAGAACUUGCUAAAUGGCGAGAGCACAAAGAGCAAGCUGUGGUUAGUGGAUUUGGCAGGCAGUGAAAGGCUUGCAAAAACUGAUGUACAAGGAGAACGAUUAAAGGAAGCUCAAAAUAUUAACAGAUCCCUUUCAGCUCUCGGAGAUGUGAUAUCUGCCCUUGCAAAUAAAAGUGGUCACAUUCCAUACAGGAACUCCAAGUUGACGCAUUUACUUCAAGAUUCGUUAGGUGGUGACUCUAAAACUUUGAUGUUUGUGCAAAUAAGCCCUUCGGACCAAGAUUUGGGUGAGACUAUGAGUUCUUUGAAUUUUGCAACACGGGUUCGAGGCAUUGAGUUGGGUCCUGUCAAGAAGCAAGUUGACACAAGCGAGCUCCAGAAAACAAAACUAAUGCUUGAAAGAGCCAGGCAGGAAGCAAGAUCCAAAGAUGAUUCUCUUAGGAAGCUAGAAGAGAGCUUACAAAAUCUGGAGAGCAAGAACAAAGGAAAAGACCAGAUCUACAAAAGCCAACAAGAAAAGAUUAAAGAUCUUGAAGGGAAGCUUGAGUUGAAAUCAGCCUUGCAUAUCCAAUUAGAGAAGCAAGUUUCACAACUUUCAGAUAGAUUAAGGGGAAAGGAAGAAACCUGCAGCUGUCUUAAACAAAAGGUUGAACAGUUGGAGGCUGAUCUUAGACAACAACAGAAGGCAGAGUCAGAAUCUGCAAAUUUGCGACAAAAGGUUAAGGAUCUUCAAAGCAAGCUGAAUGAGCAAAUGCAGGAAUCUGACUUUCUUUCUACCACUCUUCAGCAUAAGGUGAAGGAGCUGGAGAUGAAAUUGAAAGAGGAGGAACAAAAAGCAGACCCUUCAUCACUUCACCAGAAGAUUAAGGAACUGGAACAUAAGCUGAGGGAGCAAGAGAAACAGUUCACUGAAGAUAAGUUCUCACUGGUGCAAGAGAAGCAGUUACUUGAACAGAAGUUAAGAGAGCUAGAAAAGAAGCUAGUUGAAGACAAGUUGAGGGGGCAAGAGAACCAGUUGCAGUGUACUCGUGUUUUGACUGAGGCGGUAAGGGCGACUCCUCAGGAAGGAAAAGCUCAUGUAAGAGAUGAAAUAAUGAAUGAUGUUGAUCCUUGUAUCUUAAGGACUUCAAAUUCAGUAAACCGCCGGAUGAGCCAAGGAUCCACCUUACUGAAAGGAACCGAUUCUCUCCAUGAGAAAAGAAGGAAACGAGAGUUCAGAAGAGGCGAGACGGAGAACUUCCACAGGCUGUCGAUUUCUUUAUAUGAUAACAAAUCUAGGAAAUCUGAUCCUCCUAAGAUUGCAAGAAUCACAAGACCAGCAAAGCCAGUUACUGCCACUCAAGGUCCCUUGAUUCAUAAGAGGAUUAACAGAGAUCAGGUUCAAGUCAAGGAGAGGGAUACUAAGAGGAAAAUCUGGUCAUGAUAAUGUGCUGCACAUUUUCUUUUUAUUAAUAUGUAGUUAUGGACAACUUACACAUGCACAAUAUAGAUAGUAACCUUG